Penicillium paradoxum is the source of this 1635-nucleotide messenger RNA. Its product is annotated as putative actin-related protein RO7. Lineage: Eukaryota; Fungi; Ascomycota; Eurotiomycetes; Eurotiales; Aspergillaceae. The coding region runs from base 1 to 1635 and encodes 544 amino acids. The transcript has a single exon. The record is from RefSeq and is a predicted model, not a curated record. Gene Ontology annotation, biological process: microtubule-based movement.
AUGGCGAGCGAUACAACCUCCAUGAGUGCUAGCAAACGCCACUCAGCAACAUCUAGUCUACGCCAUAGCCAAACAGCACGGCCUGCCUCCCCCCAUACACCACAGACACGUUCAGGAAACACCUCGUUCACCAGCAACACGUCGCCGGGUUCCUCCUUUCGAAAUGAAGACGAUGCGAUCAUCUUUGAGAUAGGUGCACGAUGGCUACGCGCAGGGUUUGAAGGAAACAGUGCUCCUGCAUGUGUGGUUGGCUUUGGACCUGAAGAGUCGAGGAGAGCGGGGGACUAUCGAGGAUGGAUGCAGGGUAGCAUUGGGGCUGCACGACUACCGCAACCCGUCGAUGUGGAGGAAUGGACACAGGCAUAUGAAUUGUGGCGGCUGGACUCACGAGAGGUUGAUCUUGGCCUAGUUGAGGACAAGAUCGAGCGUGCGUUUCGGGAAACAUACAACCAGUUCCUGUUGACGGAUGCAGGCACAUCUCGCUUGGUUCUUGUUCUGCCAUCUCUUAUGCCACACCCAUUGCUAUCCUCACUGCUGUCGACGCUCUUUAGUCGCUGGCGCUUCCCGAGUGUCACUCUUCUGUCCAGUGCGACCAUGUCAGCAAUGGCAGCUGGAUUGCGGUCAGCUUUGGUAAUUGACAUUGGCUGGGCCGAGACAACUGCCACUGCGAUCUACGAAUACCGAGAGAUGACUACGAAGAGAACGACACGGUCUAUGAAGCAUUUGAUGCAGGAAAUGGGGCUGCUCCUCACUGGUUUGGCUUCCGAAGGGGAUCGCGAUCCGGAGGCCGAAGAUAAGAUUUCUGUUGGGUUCGCGUACUGCGAAGAAGUGAUUAGUCGAUUUGCCUGGUGCAAACUGCAGACAGAAGACGAUAAUUUGGCAGAAGAAUCCGACCAGAAAUUGUCAAUUCCUUCACCAGCCAACCCGGACGAAGAAUACAUGGACGUGCCGUUUUCCCGUCUCGCCGAACCCGCCGAGAAGGUGUUAUUUGCGACAGGCAUCCCGGAAUAUGAGCUGGAUGACGAAGAGAAGUCUUUGCCUUUACUUGUCUACAAUACCCUUCUUUCAUUGUACCCUGACGCACGUGGAACAUGCAUGUCUCGUAUCAUUUUUGUGGGCGGAGGUUCUCGAAUUCCUGGGCUGCGGCAGCGUGUUCUCAAAGAAGUCUCACUCUUGAUUGCGCGUCAUGGAUGGAGUCCAGUUCGAGGCAAGGCACUCGAGCGACAGCGACAGCGAUUGGAGGAGUUGAGACUUUCGGCUCAGAAACCACCCAGCGAACCGAAACCUCCUACAAGCAACGGAGAAGCGCCAUCCACUGACGAGGAACCAUCCGAUCCUUCCAAAGAAGUACCAGAGAUUGACUUCGUGGAGCAAAAGCUGCGUAAACAAAACAAAGAGAUCCCAGUUCCUAUCCAAGGAAUCUUGCGUGAAGUCGAAUCUCUUGGCGCAUGGGCGGGUGCGAGCCUGACAACUAGCCUGAAAAUCCGCGGGAUGGUAGAGAUUGAACGAGAGAAGUUCCUACAGCAUGGACUCGCUGGAGCUACUCGAGACAUCGACCAUCCUGUUCCUGAUCGUCGAUCGGGGCUGAGAUCUGGUGGUGAUCGGUCGAGUUGGACGCUGGCAGGCUGGGCAUGA